Phytophthora nicotianae INRA-310 is the source of this 216-nucleotide messenger RNA. RefSeq lists its product as hypothetical. The coding region runs from base 1 to 216 and encodes 71 amino acids. NCBI's taxonomy places the organism in Eukaryota, Oomycota, Peronosporomycetes, Peronosporales, Peronosporaceae. The record is from RefSeq and is a predicted model, not a curated record. The transcript has 4 exons.
AUGUACGUGAAACAACUGAGUUUCUCUGACCCGCUAAACAAAAUGUGGGAUUAUGACUCCUUCCAGCAUGCCCACGCGCUCCAAUAUGGUCUAAAGGCGAAGCAGUUCGACGAACUUAACAAUCUAAACAACCAAGAUAUCACGUCUUCAGUCUGGGCCAUCACCCCCACCACAAUCAGCAGUAGCAGUGAGCCCAACAUGCGCACGCAGUUCUGA